AUGCUUUUUAUUUCUACAGUUGAUUCCGAUUCUGGAAUAGCGCCACAUCAGGAGGAGCCACUGAAGAGGCUGCUGAAACGAACAAUAAAUCACGUGAAAACAUUUUUAGGAGAAUUUGAAAGGAAGAUAAAGCGCAGUCGUCUUCUAGUCAAUGCGAUUCACAAUCAGUCUUUAAUAAAUAUUUCAACGACAAACAGAAAUGAUUUAAGAACAGUACCUGGAAAAUCAACUUCUUUUAUAAGAUAUCCAGAAAGUCCACUUCUUAAACGAGCUUCUGAAAUAAGACCGCAAAAUGUUACUGGAAUUAAAUCCAAUCCAUUGUCUAGCUCUCCAGACAUAUUUCAUGUGGAUAGUAUUGUUCGACGAGUAGACAAAUACCCAGAAGAUCUGCCACGAUUUAACACAAAAUCUGAAACGAACACAUUUUUUGGACAAAUAGAGAAGAAAAAACCACCCGAAGAAGGACUAAGCUCUAACCAAGGAUUGAUUCAUACCGACACUAAUAGAGGAAUUAAUACUAAUAUUCUGCUUGGAGCAGUUGCAACUAUUGCCACCACGAAACAUCCAAAACGUUUAAUGCGUCAAGGCACAGCAAGAUUUCAGCCUGAAGAAGAAGACAUUUGGCACAAACGCUACCUAGAAUUGUUGUCAGGACGUACAUCUAAUGAUAGUGUCAGAAUUUCAAAAUAUCCACAAAGUCGGAUACAACCAGGCCCAGCUAUAUUUCAACCUCAAAAGGAGUUAAGUUUUAAACCGAACAAGACUAAACCAGUUUUUAAUAAACGUAGUUUUGCUGUCACACAAUAUCCAGAGUUAAUGCGUCAAAGCAAAAUCGAUGUUAAUUCUCAAAUAACCAAAGGAUGGAAUGAACUAAUUAGACGCUUGGAAAUGUUUGAAAAUCCAACCAGUACUAAAAAAGUUAAACCCAUAGCCAGAAUUAACAAGCAGGAGAAUAAAAAAGAUGAACCAUCAACUGUCACUAUAAAACAGGCCAUUAGAAAUGAUUACCUUCCAACUGGUAAUGCACCACAGGAAAUUAAAAAAGAUACGUUUUCCAAUCGCAAUUUUAAAGAGGAAGAGUAUCUCCCGACUCUAUCUAAGUUCUAUUUUCAGCUAAAACAGGAUAUAAUUACUGCACCCAAUUUAGAAUAUCCUGAUAUUUUUGCAAGGAGUACAUCAAGUAGACCAGCUGUUACCCGACCUGCUAGCACUAAGAAACAGUUUAUACUUCUCACGACUAGAUCCCGGAGGGAAUUCACAUCUAGAAUCAUACCUGAGCUGGCUAAAGAUUACCAGAAUAUAAAUUUUCGAGCUUCAAAUUUAUAUAAACGUAUGUCUGCUUAA
This is a messenger RNA of Arctia plantaginis, 1344 nucleotides long. The record is from the annotation of a GenBank genome assembly. NCBI's taxonomy places the organism in Eukaryota, Metazoa, Arthropoda, Insecta, Lepidoptera, Erebidae.